Molecule: messenger RNA, 2391 nt
Organism: Candida albicans SC5314
Lineage: Eukaryota; Fungi; Ascomycota; Pichiomycetes; Serinales; Debaryomycetaceae
Gene: RDH54
Product: DNA-dependent ATPase
Exons: 1
Coding region: 1-2391 (796 amino acids)
Biological process (GO): reciprocal meiotic recombination; double-strand break repair via homologous recombination
Cellular component (GO): nucleus
Molecular function (GO): ATP-dependent chromatin remodeler activity; DNA translocase activity; ATP binding
Source: RefSeq, a predicted model, not a curated record
AUGUUUACCCUUUUUUUUUUUACCACAGAUCAAAUGAAUGUUCGACCUAAUGCUCCGUUUCGGCCUCCUAGACCAAUAAAGGGGGGUGUUGCGGUGGUGCAGAAAGUAGUAAAACGAAAAUUGCCCACUACCACCAAUCCUAAACCUGCAAAGAUUUUGACUACCGAUCCCGGCUCAACAAAAUACGUGAUCCAAUGGAGAAAGAAAACUUCAAAGAAGAACAAAACAUGGGACGGUGAUGGGUAUGCCGUGAUUAAACAGCUUGAGAAUGGGGCAUGCGAGAUAUCUAUCAAGAACUCUGAUGGCAAACCUAUGGGGAAAAGAGUGUUUACUGCGACACCUAACCUUGACGACGUGAUUAGUGUGGGACCCUAUGAAUUAGAAUUAGACGAAAAAGUAGGGUCUAACUCAACUUCCCAGACAGUGACACGUGUUACCCACCAGUUCAAAAAGGUUGCUCCUCCCACAGCUAGUAGUCGGAAACCGCUUUAUGACGAUUGUGCCGAUGCCAUUGCGUUGCCUCCUCCUCCAAAAGCCAAAGAUUAUGUCAAAGUAAAUAUCGAUCCACAUUUGGCAAAAGUGCUUCGUCCGCAUCAGGUUGAAGGUGUGAAGUUUAUGUAUGAGUGUUUAAUGGGGUACCGUGGGUUUGGCGGGCACGGGUGUUUGUUAGCAGAUGAAAUGGGGUUGGGGAAAACGUUGAUGACAAUCACUACAAUCUGGACGUUGCUCAAACAAAACCCGUUUAUGGAAAAAGGUGCAGUGGUAAAUAAGGUAUUGGUGGUGUGUCCUGUCACGCUUAUUUCCAAUUGGAGACAGGAGUUUAGGAAAUGGUUAGGUGCUAAUAAGCUAAACGUGUUGACGCUCAACAACCCAAUGUCAAACGAGAAACAGGAUAUACUCAAUUUUGGAAAGUUGAAUGUGUACCAAGUGUUAGUGGUGAAUUAUGAAAAACUUGUGGCACAUUUUGAUGAACUCUCAGCGGUCAAGUUUGAUUUGUUAGUGUGUGACGAGGGCCAUCGUUUGAAGAAUAGUGCAAAUAAAGUAUUGAAUAAUCUUAUCAAGCUCAAUAUUCCGAAGAAAAUUGUUUUGACGGGUACGCCGAUUCAAAACGAGUUGGUAGAGUUUCACACGUUGAUCUCGUUUCUCAACCCGGGUGUGCUUCCCGAGCUAAAAUUGUUUCAGCGAAACUUUAUAACACCUAUAUCUAGGGCCCGAGAUAUCAACUGUUUUGACCCUGAAGUGAAGAAACGCGGUGAAGAGAUAUCGCAGCAGUUGAUUGAAUUGACUCAGAGUUUUAUUCUUAGACGUACACAAGCGAUUUUGGCUAAUUACUUGACACAGAAAACUGACAUUUUGUUGUUUGUUCCACCUACAUCGUUGCAGCUCAAGUUGUUCGACUAUAUAACCAACUUGAAGAAAUUUAAUCAGUUUGAGGCAUUUACCAUGAUCAAUUUGUUUAAAAAGAUUUGCAAUUCCCCUUCGUUGUUGGCCGACGACGAGUUAUUUAAAAAGAUUGUUGAAGAAAAGUUUAAUUUGGGGAUGGCAUCCGGUAAAAUAAACAUUCUUGUGCCGUUGCUAUUGGAAAUUGCUUCGCUUGGGGAAAAGAUUGUCUUAAUUUCCAACUACACCAAGACUUUGGACUUGUUGGAACAGGUUUUGCGCAAGGUCAGCCUAACAUUUUCGAGAUUAGAUGGGUCGACCCCCAACAAUGUGCGUAGCAAGUUGGUUAAUCAGUUUAACACGAACCCCGACAUAAACGUAUUUUUAUUGUCGUCGAAAUCUGGCGGGAUGGGGAUCAACUUGGUCGGGGCUUCGAGGUUGAUUUUGUUUGACAAUGACUGGAACCCAGCGACCGAUUUGCAAUCGAUGUCGCGAAUUCACAGAGACGGACAAUUGAAACCGUGUUUCAUUUAUAGGCUAUUCACCACGGGGUGUAUUGACGAGAAAAUCUUUCAGCGACAGCUCGUGAAGAACAAAUUGAGUUCCAAGUUUUUGGACAAUGACGCCACGUCCAAAUCUGAUGUGUUUGACAAUGAUGAUUUGAAGAAUAUUUUUGAGAUAGAUACAUCGACAAUAUCCAAUACUCAUGAUUUAUUAGAGUGUGUGUGUGAGGGCGACGGGUCGAUGUUGAGUCAGCCAACCAUAGAGGAAAGCGAACCACCCCCAAAACAAGCAUGGGUUACUGCAUUAGAGCUUAAGAAGAAGAUUGACGAUGGUGAGGCGCUAAAGAGGACGGCUGUUAAAUUUGCCUUGAACGAUUAUCGACACUACAAUCCAGAGGUGAACCGUAAUUUGGAUUUUGAUUCUGCGCUACACCGAAUUGCUAACAAUUCAAGCUAUGAAAAUAAGCAAUUGCCAAUUACAUUUAUAAUGCUGAGAGUAACUAAUUAA